This is a messenger RNA of Monomorium pharaonis (pharaoh ant), 2530 nucleotides long. RefSeq names its product mitochondrial potassium channel ATP-binding subunit. Gene Ontology annotation, cellular component: membrane. Gene Ontology annotation, molecular function: ATP binding; ATP hydrolysis activity; ABC-type oligopeptide transporter activity. The transcript is spliced from 10 exons. Bases 209 to 2299 code for a protein of 696 amino acids. NCBI's taxonomy places the organism in Eukaryota, Metazoa, Arthropoda, Insecta, Hymenoptera, Formicidae. Gene Ontology annotation, biological process: transmembrane transport. The record is from RefSeq and is a predicted model, not a curated record.
GCCCUUGGUCUCGAUAUUAUUAUUAGCCUAACUUUCCCGGCGACCGAGAAGAAAGAUACUCUACGUCGUCGCGUCCGUAAAAUUAUCGCGGCGAUUAUUAUUGAUGAUGCGUAAUUGUAAAUUUAAUAAACGUCAAGAAUACACGAGACGCAUGCCGGCGUAAUUGACGGGUGACAGGUUCGAUAACGGAUUAUAUUGUAUCGUAGAAAUGUCUGUGUUACGCGCCGCUUUAUUCACCUGUCGCGAUAAUUGCUCUAUUUCAAGGUAUUCCUUGCAGAAGUUUGUUCUGCAAGGAAGGAGUCAAAACGUGUGGGGAGCAGCAAAACGAGAAUUAUUUAACAAAGUUAUUCCAAGAUGUGCCAAGGAAAAUGUGAACAACCAAGGGUUGUCUUCGUACAUUUUAAAAUUUGGCUUUAGCGGACUUGGAGUAACAGCUGCUUGCAUCUUAAGAUCACGUAAUCAAAUUGUAUUUUGUAAAGAAGCUAAAAGAAUAAACGACAUAAGUUCAGUCAACCCGGGUAAGCCUGAGCUGACCUUUGAGUGGACAAAAUUUUUUAAGUAUUUGUAUCCACAUAUUUGGUAUUUAUUAUUGGCAUUGUCAAGUGCAUUAAUAGUCGCAUUGUUAAACAUACAAAUACCGCAAUGCGUUGGAAAUGUCAUAAAUGUACUGUCGGAGAUAUGUCAGACUAAAAAUGAAUCUGUGAAGCAAGUCAUCUUACAACUUACUCAGCCAGCUUUCGUUUUGGGUCGCAUGUACCUUGCGCAAGCGUUUUUUACCUUUGUAUAUAUUUAUACUCUUUCACAUGUUGGUGAAAGGGUUGCAGUGAGCUUACGUCAGGAUUUGUUCAAGUCUAUUAUCAUGCAAGACAUAGCGUUUUUCGACAAGACACGCUCCGGUGAAAUAGUAAGUCGACUGACUAGUGAUAUUCAAGAUUUUAAAAGCUCAUUUAAGACCUGCAUAUCCCAAGGCUUGAGAAGCCUCACGCAAAUUAUUGGCUGUAUCGUCUCUGUAAUAGUGAUAUCACCGCAAUUGACCGCUCUCGUGGUAUUCAGUUUACCCCCGAUAAUUUUUAUCGGUACUCUUCUGGGUAGAAGUUUGCGCAAGCUGUCGAUGGAGGCGCAGAAUCAAGUUGCGAAGUCCACCGCCGUAUGCGAGGAAGCCAUACAAAAUAUCCGAACGGUGAGAGCUUUUGCUGCAGAAGAAAAAGAGGCGGAGAUGUUUUACAAAGAAAUCGAACACUCGUCUGAUUUGUACGAACGACUAGGUUUCGGCAUAAGCUUCUUCCAAGCGGGAACGAAUUUACUGCUUAACGGUAUCCUACUCUCCACACUAUAUCUCGGCGGACAGUUACUCUCCACAGGGCAACUGUCUCCGGGAAAUCUCAUGGCAUUUUUAAUGGCUACGCAAACCAUACAGAAGUCUUUGGGCCAGGUAUCAGUGCUCUUUGGAACCUUCGUCAGGGGGCAAAGUGCGGGGGCCAGGAUUUUCCAGUAUCUAGAUAUGCCGCCUUCACCAAUGAUGACCGGUGGUGACGUAAUCGCGGAUAAAUCUCUGGCGGGCAACAUAGUUUUCAAAGAUGUGAAUUUCAGUUACCCAACUAGACCUAAUCAUGUUAUUUUGAAGAAUUUCAAUUUACAUAUUCCCGCUGGAAAAACUGUAGCAAUUGUUGGUACCAGCGGUAAUGGUAAAUCAACGGUAGCUAUAUUAUUAGAAAGAUUUUAUGAUGUUGACGGAGGCUCCAUUACUAUUGACGGUCGAGAUAUUAGAUCUCUUAACUCAAGUUACCUCAGAGGCAACGUUUUGGGUUAUAUAAAUCAAGAGCCUACUUUGUUCGCUACCAGUAUUAUGGAAAAUAUUAGAUACGGAAGACAGAAUGCAACCGAUGAGGAGGUCAUCGAGGCAGCUAAAGAAGCAAAUGCACACGAGUUCAUAACGAAGUUUCCAGACGGCUACGCGACCGAGGUUGGCGAAAGAGGCACGCAGCUUUCUGGUGGACAAAAGCAACGUGUUGCUAUCGCUAGAGCCUUGUUGAAACAACCGUCUAUUUUAAUUCUGGAUGAAGCAACAAGCGCGUUGGACUACGAAAGCGAGAGAGUUGUUCAAAAGGCGAUUGAAAAUGUUACGAGAGGUAGAACAGUACUUGUGAUCGCUCAUAGGUUGAGUACCAUUAAAGGAGCUGACAUGAUUGUCGUGUUACAACGCGGUGUUAUCGUGGAGUUGGGCACGCAUUCGGAAUUGAUUAAACGGAAAGGAGUAUAUUACACACUCAUUAACGAGCAAGAAAAAGAGAACAUGUAAUAGUGAUAAGACUUAGAAAAUUAUUGGUACAAACGGUUGUGAAUCGGUAAGAGGGUAUUAUUUUUUAUUGAAUUUUUCCUGUUUUGUAAAGUAAUUUUUUCUCUCUAUACUUUGAUGUACGUAUACGAAAAUGGAUUUAUAUACUAUAUACUAUAUAAAUUAUUCGUAACUACCUCAGAAACAGGAAUCAAAUUAUAAAUCGUUAUUCAAUAAAUUAUUAUUUUAUCUAUA